AUGGCAUCGAGGGCGACGCCCACGGCAGAGGAAAUCGACGCCGUGUACAGCUCUGCUCAAGCUGCGAUCGGCAUGAACAUGCAAGCUCAACCUUUCAUCCCGGGACAACGCUGGCAGCCGUCUACGAGCAACAACGGUGGCUCCCACAGCCGUGGUGCUGGAGGUCAGGCCCAGUUCCACGUCGAGACGUGUCAGACCGGACGAGGUACCAUCCGCCGACACACAACCCCUUCGCUGACUUCAAAGAACGAGGCCAACAGCGUGGCCAAGAUGCCUACUACUCAGUCGAGCACGCCCGUGGCAGGGAAUGACGAGGAGGAUUCCAGGGCCAUCGAACCAGUCAUCGCGGCCGAAAUGCCGGUCGCAAGCAACGAGAACACGCUGGGAGGGCCAGAUGUGGCUCAUGUGGCGGGCUUGAUCGAGGAAUCGAAGGAUGAGGAGGGCGAAACAGCAGCGGUGGCAUCAUCAACGGAGUCUUCUUCUUCUUCGCCGACGGGCGGUGACGGACGACACAAGUGGAAGGGGAUUCACAUAGGGGUCUGGCUGGCCGUUGGUGCUGGCGUCGCUGUCGGGGCCGCUCUCUGGUCUCGACGCCGUUGA
Molecule: messenger RNA, 600 nt
Organism: Ectocarpus siliculosus
Lineage: Eukaryota; Phaeophyceae; Ectocarpales; Ectocarpaceae
Source: the annotation of a GenBank genome assembly